Molecule: messenger RNA, 1197 nt
Organism: Acyrthosiphon pisum (pea aphid)
Lineage: Eukaryota; Metazoa; Arthropoda; Insecta; Hemiptera; Aphididae
Gene: Ufc1
Product: Ubiquitin-fold modifier conjugating enzyme 1
Exons: 4
Coding region: 180-680 (166 amino acids)
Biological process (GO): protein K69-linked ufmylation
Cellular component (GO): cytoplasm
Molecular function (GO): UFM1 conjugating enzyme activity
Source: RefSeq, marked validated
AAGUUUGUAACACGUCUCGUCGUGUCUUGCUGACCACUACGGCACUGCGAGUGCCCUCGGGAGAUCUAAGAUCUUAAGUUAGGCAUUCAAUUAAUGAAUUCCAAGCAAUCGAAAGUCCAUCAGUAAUUUGUUUUGAUAAAUUAAGGUCAUCAGUCAGUGUACAUAACCGUUUUAAAACCAUGGAGAACACCAAAAAGGCUCUGUCAUCAAUACCGCUACUAAAGACAAAAGCCGGUCCUCGGGAUGUUGAUUUGUGGCCACAAAGACUUAAAGAAGAAUACCAAUCCCUAAUCCAAUAUGUUCAGAACAAUAAAGCAGCCGAUAAUGAUUGGUUUCGUCUAGAGUCGAAUAAGGAGGGAACUAAAUGGUUUGGAAAGUGUUGGGUGUUUCAGAAUCAAUUGAAAUAUGAGUUUGACAUAGAAUUCGAUAUUCCAGUAACUUUCCCUACUACAGCACCUGAAAUUGCAUUACCUGAACUUGAUGGUAAAACUGCCAAAAUGUAUCGAGGUGGCAAAAUAUGUUUAUCUGACCAUUUUAAACCAUUGUGGGCUAGAAAUGUACCAAAGUUUGGUAUCUCCCACGCUUUAGCACUUGGUUUGGGCCCAUGGUUGGCGGUUGAAAUCCCAGAAUUAAUUCUGAGAGGAGUGGUUAAAUACAAAGAAAAAGAAGAGGAUAAUUAAUUAAUAUUUCAGAGUUACAGAAAAGUUAUCAUGGAAUAAUUUUUGAGAGCUAUAAGUGAUAUAUAAUUUUUAUAUUUUAUGAUAUUAAUUUUAACAUAACUGUUGGAUGAUACACAUUAAAACAAUCAUUCAUAUUAUUUAAAUAUAUUAAAGAUUAAAUUAAAUUUAUGUUGUCUAAUGUCAAACAUUUAUAAUAUAUUAUGAAAUAUGUCUUAAAAUGUAUAACAUAAUUAUUUAGACAAUAUGAUAUUCUUAAAUUUAUUUUUUAAAAUUAUUGAUGAUUGUAUAAUUUUAUUGUUAAAUGUUUAUUCUACUUGUGUAUUAAAUUAAUUUUUUUGGCAAACCAUUGUUAGUUAAAAAAAAUUUUGAUACAAACAAUUUUUUUUCUUUCCACUAUAGUUUCCAUAGGCAUGUACCCAUUUUUAUUUUCACUCUUUCUGAUUACCUAUAAAAUAAUAGUUUUUUCAAAUUUUUUUGUUAUGUUAAUAAAUAAAAACAUAUUUUAAAUAUUUUUACA